GUAAAAUAAUCAAUUCUGAAGGAAAAUGGAACAGAUUGUGCUAGGAGGUGGAGAAUUUCAGCAAGCUCACCAGCUGCUCCCUUAUUUGAUAAAAACUUGGAGGAUUGAGAUCUCGAUUUAUUCAAAGCUUAAGAUUUUGAUACUUCCUAGUAAGGUGCCUGAGCAUUAUUAUGAAGCCAUUGAGAAAUGCCUUGUAGGCUUUUCAUGUGAAAGACUAAUGCAUGAAAAAGGUGAAGACGCAGACUAUACAGUAUCUUGGAUCCUACCAGUGCAGAACUAUGACAAAGUUUACAGUGUCCUGAACCAAUUCGGCCAAGGCUAUAACAUUCCGGUAAUUCCUAUCCCGUCAAAGAUUCUCCACUGCAUCACAGAAUCUGAUGACGAUAUUGAGAUCAUUGAGAAUGAAGAGGUGAAAGAGAUGACUCAGUUCAACUAUAAUCAACUUACACUGGUGAAGCCAAAUGAUAGUGUAGAGAAAUAUUUAGAAGAAAACAAUGUGCUUUUUCCUCUUUGGGGAAACCAGAUUACUGCAAUCAGAGAGGGAAUCAAGAAUCAAGGAAGAGUAUUCCUCGCUGAUGAUAAGGGCCUUGGAAAAUCAAGAGAAGCUAUCCUAAUAGCUAUGAGAUUUAAACUAGAUCUUCCUCUAUUAGUAAUUUGUGACGACAAACUCAAAACUAUGUGGAAGAAGGAGUUUCAUAAGUGGUACCCUAAACUCAGAGAUGAGGAUGUUCGAAUCCUUGAGAGCCAUAAGAGAAAAAUGCUUGAGGGCCAAACCUACAUCUUCAUUGCAUCUUAUGAGAUAGCUUCAAAGAUCUUCAACAACUUUAAGCCGGAUGCUGAUUGAGAUGCGGACAUAUCCGAAUCCAGAGUCAAGAAUAUAAGGUCUGUGAUUUUGGAUGAUAUUCACAUAUUCUCAAAUCUAAAGUGAAAGACCUUGAAGCCAAUCGUAAAGCACCUAAAAACCUGCAACAGAAUUAUCUUCUGUAGUGCUGUUCCCAACAUAAAGCGUCCUGAUGACCUAUACAACUUCUUGAAGAUCUUGAGGCCAGAUAUUUUUGACAAUAAGGAUCUGUACAGCUGUAGGUAUUGAAAAGGAGAGUUUAGGAACAAGCACUCACUAAGCCUCAAAAAUGACGGAUUCAGUAACGUAAAAGAACUUGAAAUUAUUCUUUAUGAGAAGUUUAUGGUCAGAAGUGUCAGGAAAAACGAAAUACAGCCACAACAGAGAUGUCUCGUAGAAAUUGACGCUAAUGUUGAUAUAGUCAAGAUCGCUGACAGCUUCCUUCACAAGUUGGAAGUCCAGAAAGAAUACACUAAGAGGAAACAUUGAUAUAAUAACAAGGAUUUUACAGUCCUGAAAAAUAGCAACUUGAAAUUCCGGUUAGAGAUGAAGAAGAAUACUUUAAUGGCCAAACUUCAAGGAAUCUUUGUUUUCGUUAGAGACUGCAUGAGAGAGGCAUACCAAAAUCUCAAAAAUAGCAACAGCAAGAAUAUUGCCGUGUUCUGUAAUAGUAAAGAGGUCAGAGAUCAUCUUAAGACAGAAAUGACUGAGGAAGGAUACACAGUAUGAGAUACAACACAAGGUUCUUUUGGGGAGGAAGAUGCCAGAACUAUCAAAAAUUCUCGUCAUCCUGUCUUGAUUUUGAUAUAUCUAAACAAUGUCAGGACAAAUUACAACUUAAAGACUGUUGGUUAUGCUAUCUUCCCUGAGCUGAUAGAAAAUCCAAGCAAGCUAAUCCUGGCAGAAAAGUUGGUGUUUACAGGCGAUAUUUCACAGAAAAAGAUAGCAUAUCUGAUAGCCAAAGGGUCCAAGUCUGAUCAAUUUUUGUUGAAAGAAUUGAAGGAGAAACAAUGGAUGAAUAGCCUCUACUUCCACUCAUUAUCAGAUUGGAAGAGCUACCCAAAGCACUCUUCAUUUGAUUUUAACGAUACAGAAAUGGUACCAGAGAUCCAGACCAUGAUUCAGCAGAAUGACCCUGGUGUAUAUAGUUCUUUGAAAGGAACUGAGUCUAAUCCGGUAGAUAUUGAUGACUUAUCAGGAAUGACUGAGACUGAUCAAAACCAGAUCGAGAAAGGUAUGAAUGAUCUCGUCCUUAUUGAAUCAAAUGAUCAGUCCUUUUCCUCUCCUUCACAAGGGAGCGAGAUUGUGUUAAAUAUUUCUAAAAGAAGCUAA
This is a messenger RNA of Moneuplotes crassus, 2173 nucleotides long. The record is from the annotation of a GenBank genome assembly. NCBI's taxonomy places the organism in Eukaryota, Ciliophora, Spirotrichea, Euplotida, Euplotidae.